This is a messenger RNA of Paramecium sonneborni, 1644 nucleotides long. The record is from the annotation of a GenBank genome assembly. Lineage: Eukaryota; Ciliophora; Oligohymenophorea; Peniculida; Parameciidae.
AUGUAAUAAUAAACAAUCUAAGAUAUUGAAACCUAAGCCAAUUAACUAUUGGAAGGUGUUUAUCAGAGAAAAUCUGAUACGAUAACUUCUUACAGCAAACUAAAAAGACAAGAAGAAGUAAUAAUAAAUAAUCCCUUAUAUAUAUAAGGCAUUAGAUAUAGGAUUUGCAUCUGUAGGGUUUCCAGAUGAAAGUAUGGAUUCUGAAUCUGUCUAUGAAGUAAGAGAUUAAAUAAAAUUAGAUUUUACAACCUGGGUUUAUCUUUGAGGUUAUCGUAAGUAAGAAAAAUAUAGCCAAAGGAAGGUUAGAUGUAAUUUUAUAGAAAUUUCUUGCCUUCAGCGAUAAAUGUAUCACUUCCCAACAUCAAGUGAGAUAAGCUGAUUUUUCAUAGUUUAAAAAAUAAAAGCAUUUACUCUCACAGUUAACAUAAAUCAAUGUUAUGAGAAUUAAAGGAGUAAUUUAUGAAUAAGAUGUGGUAAUACAUAUUAUUAUUCAUUCAAAAGAUUGAAGAUUUCUCUAUAUUCACAUAUUACAUAAAUUAUGAGAAAAUUUAAGUGGGUGAUCAUUUAAAUGCUGUUUUAAUUGAUAAAACAAAAAUGACAAUGUCUUUAAAAAAUAAAAGUAUUAUGGGUGGCAAAUAAUGGAGUUUAAAGAGUCUAUAGAAUCCAUCUCAUUUUGAUAAUUGGCUUCAUUUUAGAUUGGGAUAUGCUAAAUAAAUUGGAGUGAAUUUUUAAUAUUAGGUUAUGAGUGAAGAAGAAAAGUAGAAAGCUUAAGAUUAAAUAAAUGAAAAUUUAAAAUUUAAAGAAGAAACAGGAACAUUAAAAAUGGAUUAUUAAAUUGAAUAAGAUGGAUUCUUUCCAAAUAAAUAGAAUUACGCAUUUAUGAUGCAAUCUCUUGGUUUAUCUUAGAAUACAUCAUUCACUAAUAGAAAUAAUCUAAAACCAUUUAUGAAGAUUAAUUUAGAUCAUAGAAGGCGUUUAUAUUAAAUUAUUUAUUUUUUCUAGACUUUCAAGUCUAUCUGUCUAACCAGAUGUCCAAUAGAUAUAUGUUCGCAAGUAGAAGAGUCAAAGUAAUAAUUGAAAAAAAAUAAUAAAAUAAUAAAAAAUAUAAUUCAUAUAUUUAAAUUAAUAUUUUUUUAUUAAUUUAUAUUUCUUCCUAAAUUUUAAAAUUCAUUUGCUUUAGAUAAGAAUCUUUAAACGCUUAUUGAAUCAUUUUCAAUCUAUCUCAUAAAACCUCAGGAGAUAAUUCUAGAUAUCCCAAUCAGAUCACCAGGAACCUAGACAUUAAGUAACUUAAUCCAUAAUCCUAAAAGAUAUAAUCCAAUUCCUACAAUUAAGUAAUAAUUAGUCUAAAUAAUUUAAUUAGUUCAACCCUCUUAAAUGAUGAAUAAGACAUUAUAUUUAAAUUCUCACCUAAUAACAAAAAUCUAUUGAUAAUUACUUUAGAUCGACUACCGCUAAGAGAUUAAAAAGAUGAUGAAUUACCUCUGAAUCCAUAUUUGUCACCAAAUUAUUCUUAUUAACAAUUAAUGGAGAAUUCAAGUACAAUGAAGAAUUUUUCGAUAAUUUUUUACUCUUUUGGAAAGUAUAUCCAAAUUUUGUUAAAUCAUUUAUUAAUGAAGUAUAUAUUUAUAUUAUAAUAGAUGA